Huiozyma naganishii CBS 8797 is the source of this 1809-nucleotide messenger RNA. RefSeq names its product putative oxidoreductase (gene GMC1). Gene Ontology annotation, cellular component: high-affinity iron permease complex. Gene Ontology annotation, molecular function: ferroxidase activity; copper ion binding. The record is from RefSeq and is a predicted model, not a curated record. Lineage: Eukaryota; Fungi; Ascomycota; Saccharomycetes; Saccharomycetales; Saccharomycetaceae. The transcript has a single exon. Gene Ontology annotation, biological process: reductive iron assimilation; cellular response to iron ion starvation. Bases 1 to 1809 code for a protein of 602 amino acids.
AUGAUGACGAUGCAGUGGGUGAUUCUGAUAGUGAUCGCAUUGGUGGGUGCUGCUGUUCAAUCUGCGGAGACGCUGGAAAUGACAUUCCGCGUCACGCAGGAGGUCAAUGCGGAGGGCAGGCCCAUCGUGUCCAUCAACGGGUUUCUGACGACGUACGGGCCGGAGAUACGGGUCCAGCAGGGCCAGUUGCUGCGGCUGACUGUGGUGAACGAGUUAUGCUCUGACGGUGGGUUUGAGAGCGAUGCUUUGACUCAGGCAUACUGCGAGACGUCAUUACAUAUCCAUGGUUUGGUUCCCUUGGAGAACAGCGUGGAUGGUGUCCCGCAAUUGACACAGGAACCGAUCCAUCGGGGGGACAGUUACACGUACACAAUCAGGAUCCCGGACGAUGCGUGUGGGACUUUCUGGUACCAUUCGCACUCGUCAGUGCAGUACGGCGAUGGGAUGAGAGGCGUGUUCAUAGUGGAAUGCCCAGCGAUGGACCAGCUCAUCAGUGACGUGGUCCGCACCAUUGGCGAUGGUGAUGUUCAACCGGGCCGUUUGGAACUGGGAACUUCGAGGACAAGUGAAUUCCCUGUUAAUCUGUCGGGUGUUCAAGAACAAGUGUUCACGCUCAGCGACUACUACUUGGAUGGGAACCUGGACAUCUUGAAGAGCAGCGUUUGGGGCCCUGAAGGCGGUCCAGACCCUCGCGUUGAGGAAUCGCUCAUAAACGGCAGUGCUCAGGACAACGUGGUAUUUCUACUGGAAGGUUCGAGCAAGUAUCUGAAACUGCGGGUGGUGAACACCGGGAUGUCCGGCACGCAGAUACUCCACCUGCUGGGUCACAAGAUAAUCGUUAUUGAGACAGAUGGGGUGCUAAUUGUACCAUUUGUGGUGGAGACACUCACGCUGGCUGUAGGGCAGCGGUACACCGUGGUGGUGAAGUUGCAAAGUGACUCUCCAGUACAACUGAUUAACGGGUGCGGCAAGAUGAUGGGAUACGUCCGGAAGACCGCUUGGUUGGCCCACAGGCCAGCAAUUGGGGAUCCCCCGAAUCAAUUGUCCGCUGAGGACAUCUCGAUUAGAAAGCUCCCCGGGUUCCAUACAAACGACCUUUACCGAGACUUCAAACCCCUAGACGCGAUAUCCGGGACAGAAUGGGUACCCCCGGAUACGACAGUCACUUUCGAGUACCAGUACGAUUCCGGGUCCUCUGUUAAACAGAAGUUUGGAACUGGGAUGUACACGGUCAACGGCCGCGUGUUCGAGGAGUAUUUCGCGGAUCCUGUACCGCUAGCGGGCUCGCAGAUUGUCGAGAUUGUGGUCAACGCUCUGGACCAUAUGCGGCACCCAUGGCACCUUCACGGCCACCAUUUCCAAGUGGUAUCUCUUGGGGGCGGUGGUGAGGGCCCACUGCGAGAUGACAACCCUCGGGCGCGAGCCCGCUAUGCCCAAGACGUGGCUCACUGGCAGGAGACCGGUGAAACACCGAUGACUCGCGACAGCAUCAACAUCGCGGGCAACAGUUUUGCUGUGUUGCGGAUCGUCACUGAUCACCCUGGUCUUUGGGCAUUGCACUGCCACGCGGAGUGGCACAUGAUGAAGGGUCUCGGCGUCGUUCUAGAUGAGCAGGCUGCUACUACUACUACCACUACCACUAAUACUAUUACUGCUACUACUACUACUGCUAAGAUGACGACAGGGAAGGGCAAGAUAGUUGCUCUUCUCGUGUACGCCCUCGUGAUGUUGCUGCUGUGCACUGCACUGUACCACCACUUCGAGGCACCCACGGUGAAGCACACGAUACAUCUUGGAGCACGGGUCUAG